CUUGAAACGGACACCGGGGCCUUCCCGAGCCCUUCUGGGACCGGCGCAAAGGGGAGAGCGCGGAUCCCGAGAGUGACCCGGAAGCAGAAGUUUCCUCCACCGGCGGAUCUCUCGGAAGCUACAGCGCCGACCGCAGCGGGAGAAGCAUCCGUCUGUCCGCCUGCAGCCCCAACCUGGGAAGAAGAUGCUAAUUAAAGUGAAGACGCUGACUGGAAAGGAGAUUGAGAUUGACAUUGAACCCACAGACAAGGUGGAGCGAAUCAAGGAGCGUGUGGAAGAGAAAGAGGGAAUCCCCCCACAACAGCAGCGGCUUAUCUACAGUGGCAAACAGAUGAAUGAUGAGAAGACGGCAGCUGAUUACAAGAUUCUGGGCGGUUCAGUCCUCCACCUGGUGCUGGCUCUCAGAGGAGGAGGCGGUCUUGGGCAAUGAUGGACCUUCACUGCAUUUUACCUCCUUCUCCUGUUGCUCGUAACGAGGCAUCACAAAUCCUCUCACUCUCUGGGACACCAGAGCCACUGUCCCCUCCCUUGGAUGCCCAGUCUUGUGUGUCUACUGGUGGGAGAAUAUGAGGACCCCAGGAAGCAGUGUUCCUGGCCCAAGUGGCCCUUGCUGGCUGUUGGGUCUUAGUUUGCAGUCCUGUGUGCUUCCCUCUCUUAUGGCUGUGUCCUUGGUUGUCAAUAAAAUAUUUCCUGGCCUCCUGGA
Messenger RNA from Nannospalax galili (Upper Galilee mountains blind mole rat), 703 nucleotides. It is a transcript of the gene Nedd8, whose product is annotated as NEDD8 ubiquitin like modifier. Gene Ontology annotation, biological process: protein neddylation; modification-dependent protein catabolic process; regulation of proteolysis. The record is from RefSeq and is a predicted model, not a curated record. The coding region runs from base 185 to 430 and encodes 81 amino acids. The transcript has 4 exons. Gene Ontology annotation, cellular component: nucleus; cytoplasm. Gene Ontology annotation, molecular function: ubiquitin protein ligase binding; protein tag activity. Lineage: Eukaryota; Metazoa; Chordata; Mammalia; Rodentia; Spalacidae.